AUGUCGUUCGGAGGUGGAAGUCCAGGGGGAAGCGGAGGUUUCGGAAUGGGAAGUCCAGGAGGGGUUGGAGGUUUUGGAAAUGGAGGAUUCGGUAGGGGAGGCCAAGGCGGUGGAGGCGGAAGUCCAUUUCAUGUUGGUGGAGGUAUGGGCGGUAUGCCAUCCAAAGGGGGCCCAAUGAAUGGCGGAGCUUUCGUGGGAGGUCCCAAGGGCAUGGGGUCAGCUCACGGAGGACCGUCAUUAGGACCUAUGCAUGGACCAAAUGCCCCGGGGAACCCGGCGAUUGGAGGACUCGCGUCUCCAGGACAUGGGAUGUUCAACCCAUGGGGUUGCAGUGUAUACGUCAUCGAAUAA
Messenger RNA from Mizuhopecten yessoensis (Yesso scallop), 351 nucleotides. Its product is annotated as glycine-rich protein 5-like. The transcript has a single exon. The record is from RefSeq and is a predicted model, not a curated record. The coding region runs from base 1 to 351 and encodes 116 amino acids. NCBI's taxonomy places the organism in Eukaryota, Metazoa, Mollusca, Bivalvia, Pectinida, Pectinidae.